ACAUCAAACAUAAGUAUUUGCGAAUUUUUUUGGAAAUUUAAUUUUUAAAAAAGGCAAGAAAAUUCUUUUUGUUGAAGUUUGAGUAUGAUUUUUUAAAAUAAUUUACCAAAAAAUUUGUUAAUUUUUUGUUGGUUAACUAUUUAUUUGCAGUCUGUUAAACGAACCAACGUAAUACCAAACGAGGCUGUAACGUUGACAGUAUCCAAAACAACAUCAAAAACCUUUCAUUACAGAAAACUCGUCAACAUAAACUUCUGUCAAACGCAACUAAAUAGACAACAUAUUCAGCAUAAACAACAACGAACAAAACAAUAAACAUUAUUGUUGUUUAACAAAUAUAAACAACAGUACAAACAACAGUUGAAACAUCAAUGUUUAACAGACAUAAACAAUAACUGUGUCACAUACUCUAUCACAAAAUUUGCCUCAAUAACAACGUACUUGUGCAACUCCUCACCAUUACCAUCUUCUAAACAAUAUCAUCAUCAUCACCAUCAUGUCGAAUUAUAUCCCUACCCAUAUUUUCACCAUAUUUAUUGUCAUCAUCUUCCUCAUCAUCGCCAUCAUCUUACCGCCGACAAAUUGCGCCAGACAACAGCGCCAAAAACCAGACAAACUCCACAAUAAAAACGACCACCAGCACAACAACAACAAUGUAAUGAACAACAACAACAACAGACACCACAGAAAUUCAAUCAGGUCUAGACAACAACAUUACUACCAACAGGAAAACUACUGCGAACUUGAGAUAAAAUGUCGUGAAGACGAUACGAUAAACAACCUUUCCCUACCCAUCCGUCUACCAAUCAAGGGUCCCAGAGGGCCUGCCGGACCUCCCGGACCUCGAGGAGAGAGGGGACCUGCUGGGGCGUCCAUUAUCAGUCCUGGUUCUAGUGGCUUGUCGCACCAGGCAUCUGCAGCAAUUAGCGAGUUUGAUUGA
Messenger RNA from Helobdella robusta, 940 nucleotides. RefSeq lists its product as hypothetical. Bases 497 to 940 code for a protein of 147 amino acids. The transcript is spliced from 4 exons. NCBI's taxonomy places the organism in Eukaryota, Metazoa, Annelida, Clitellata, Rhynchobdellida, Glossiphoniidae. The record is from RefSeq and is a predicted model, not a curated record.